AUGUCUAGCAAUUACGAGUACAUGCCUCUUAUGAAUGGCAACCGUGCAUACAUUCGCGUUGAUGGUGCUGAUACAGGCAGCUACAAGACAAAUGGUAAGACAACACUUGUUGCAAGAGUUGGUCCAAGAAAUAACUUCAUGAACCACGCAGCCGAGUUCUCAGAAAAGGGAUUCCCAACACAGACAUGGGAAUUCAAGUACAACGAUCCAUCAAGAUCUUCAUUCGUCGUUGUUCUCUUCAAGAAGCACAUUUUCGGUGGCGACGAAGAGAUCGGUGAAGUUGAGCUUCGCCUUUCAGCAUUCGAACCAAAUACAGUUGUUUCUCAAGAAUUCACACUCUUGAGCCCACGCAACCAGUCAGUUCCAGCUCAUGUCAAGCUUUCAGUCCAUCUUUCAGAAGAUGGCAGCUGCCCAUUCUGCGCUCCAUUUGGAGGAAAGCUUAUGGCUAAUGCUGAAAUCCCACACAAGAAGACAUACUUCCAUUAA
Trichomonas vaginalis G3 is the source of this 486-nucleotide messenger RNA. RefSeq names its product C2 domain (calcium/lipid-binding domain, CaLB) family. The record is from RefSeq and is a predicted model, not a curated record. NCBI's taxonomy places the organism in Eukaryota, Parabasalia, Trichomonadida, Trichomonadidae. The coding region runs from base 1 to 486 and encodes 161 amino acids. The transcript has a single exon.